CGAGGACAAUUCGAAAGCGCACACUGUCCAAACAGCGUGCUGAGCGCUUUUUUUCAGUUUCCAGAUGACGUCCUUCAGUCAUGUCUUCUUGUCGUCCCUGCGCUUGGCUUGCUGUGGAAAGCGUAGAAUGCACAAAUGUGCAUAUAGCAAUUCCUGGAGGAAGCCAAACCAGACUCAGAGUUUCUGCUCCAGUUCUUCAUUCACACCAGACUGCCAGAGCAGAAGCACGAAGCAUUUGUCUUUGCCGGCUGACCAAGAACCACACACUCCAGUCCUGCUGAAAGAGGUCCUGCAGUACAUGGACAUUAAACCAGGCCAGGUUGUCUUAGAUAUGACCUUCGGUGGUGGAGGUCACAGCAAGGCCAUCCUGAGUUCUGUGCCAGGAGUGACCUUGGUGGCUGUGGAUCGUGAUCCUGUGGCGUUCGGCUUUGCGCAGCAGCUCGCAGAGGAAUACCCGGGCCAGGUCAAGCCUGUUCUUGGACGUUUCAGCGAAUUAAAGGACCUGUUCAUCAGGCUUGGUUUAGAAAACAGAAGUGUGGAUGCUGCCUUGUUGGAUGCUGGCUGCUCAUCAAUGCAGAUGGACAUGGCAGAGAGGGGCUUUUCUCUCCGCAAGGACGGACCACUGGACAUGAGAAUGGAUGGAGACAGGUACCCCGGCAUGCCCUGCGCGGCUGACGCCGUCAGCGCUUUAGAUCAGCGGGCGCUUGCGUGUGUGCUGGCUGCGUACGGGGAGGAGCAACACGCCAAGAAAAUCGCGGCGGCCAUCGUGCAGGCACGCAGCCUGUAUCCCAUCAGCCGGACGCAGCAACUGGCCAGCAUUGUCGCAGGUGCAUUCCCAGCUAGUGCUCUUUACGCUCGCCGUGACCGCCUGCAGAGGCCCUCGCAUGUGGCCACUAAAACCUUCCAGGCGCUGCGUAUUUUUGUGAACGACGAACUGAACGAGCUUGUAGCGGGACUCCAGACAGCUCAGGACUUCCUCCGGCCGGGUGGUCGCCUCUGCGUCCUCACGUUCCACUCGUUAGAGGACCGCAUCGCUAAGCGCUUCCUCAGAGGAGAGGAUCUCAGCGCCCCGCCACGCCGCAGUAUCCGCCAGAGGGCACGCGCCCACCUCCAGAGGAAACCAGAAGAAGAGGAUGAUGAUGAUGCAGAGGAAGAGGAAGGAGGCAUGGAGAGCGUCCACUGGGUCAGACUGCAGAGGAAAGUCGUGCUUCCCAGUAAGGAGGAGGUCGGCGAGAAUCCGAGAGGAAGAUCGGCUAAGCUUAGAGCAGCCGUGAGGCGAUAGGCAGAGCUCCUGAUCCUGAACUUUGACUGUAAAGAGAGGCUUUUACUGAGAUUAAUAUCAGUGCAGAGUACAAACUAGUCUGCUCUUGACAGCAGAUAAACUCUUUAAAAGUGUUCAGUGUGAAAUGGAUUAUUGCCUGGUAAAAAAUUCAGUGGAUAAAUAAUCAUAAUUUAUUGUGAAUUAAUGUGUUUUCUGUAUACAAUUGACACUUUUUAUUGUGUGUAUAUGUGUGUGUAUAUGUGUGUGUGUGUGGGUGGACAAAGGGUAUGACGUGCUGAGCAGUAAGCUUUUAUAAGACCUGCUAUUAUUGUAAUUGCAGUAAUGUAGGUUCAGAUCAACCACACUAUUUUCUUUUCAGCUUCAGGCCAUAUUAUAUAAAUGGAUCUCUUUUGUCCAGGCGCAGGGGUAAUUUGCUGAUAUAACACCUGUGUAUUGCUUACUUGGCUGUGCGUUUAUGCUUAGUUGCCUUUUUCAUUUGGUAUUUCCAAAUUGGAGAUAGGACUCGGACUCGCAGGCUGCAUUGCUGCUGCACUCUGGCUUGUUUUUAUACGUAGCAAAAACAAACAAGCUACUAGAUGUGAACGAGGCAUAUAGCACAGCCGGUUAUUUCUACCGUUAAAUUAUUGAUGUGAAAUCUAUACAUGCCAUAUGAUCAUAUUUCAUUAUGGAAAAGUCACUGUCCUGUGUGAGCGUGAAGAUGUGCUGAAGAAGAAGUGUAUUUGAUGCCAGAUCACAGCGACAUAUCUUUGCCUGUACAUAAGCUAAGCGUAAUGAUGCUGCUGUUUCCUGUAUUAAUAUCAUGAUAAUACAGAUUACAGACGCUUUACCACUUGGCUUUGAGUAUUUGAGAAACUGCUGAUUCCCUGUGGUUUUCAGGCACGGUGGUCUCUAGAGUUUACACAGAAUAGCGCGAAAAUCUUGGCCUUCAUGGUCAUGGUCUUGGCCAUGUUAGUAGUUGGAUUCUUACUGAUUGUAUGGGGUGGACAGGAGUCUUAAUGCAGCUAACGACCUCAAACAGGUGCAUCUAAUUUAGGAUAAUAAAUGGAGUGGAGGGGCACGGUGGCUUAGUGGUUAGCACGUUCGCCUCACACCUCCAGGGUUGGGGGUUCGAUUCCCGCCUCCGCCUUGUGUGUGUGGAGUUUGCAUGUUCUCCCCGUGCCUCGGGGGUUUCCUCCUCCUCAUGCAUGGUAGGUUGAUUGGCAUCUCUGGAAAAUUGUCCGUAGUGUGUGAUUGUGUGAGUGAAUGAGAGUGUGUGUGUGUGCCCUGCGAUGGGUUGGCACUCCGUCCAGGGUGUAUCCUGCCUUGAUGCCCGAUGACGUGCCAGAAAAUGAAUGAAUGAAUGAAUGAAUGAAUGAAAUGGAGUGGAGGUGGACAUUUUAAAGGCAGACUAAUAGGGCUUUGAGGGUCAGAAUUCUAGCUGAUAGACAGGUGUUCAUUCAUUCAUUCAUCUUCUACCGCUUAUCCGAACUACCUCGGGUCACGGGGAGCCUGUGCCUAUCUCAGGCGUCAUUGGGCAUCAAGGCAGGAUACAC
This is a messenger RNA of Tachysurus vachellii, 2814 nucleotides long. It is a transcript of the gene mettl15, whose product is annotated as methyltransferase 15, mitochondrial 12S rRNA N4-cytidine. Bases 65 to 1282 code for a protein of 405 amino acids. The transcript is spliced from 6 exons. Gene Ontology annotation, molecular function: rRNA (cytosine-N4-)-methyltransferase activity. Lineage: Eukaryota; Metazoa; Chordata; Actinopteri; Siluriformes; Bagridae. Gene Ontology annotation, biological process: rRNA base methylation. The record is from RefSeq and is a predicted model, not a curated record.